UCCAGCCACAAAAGAUAUACAUUAUAUUAUCAUCAACACUUAGCAACCACUCUCCUCAAUCACAAAAUUCUCUCCACCCCAUUUUCUUCUAAGUACCAUUGAUUAAUUCUCAAAGAUAUCAAAAUGACUUCAUUGUUCAUGUCAUUUACUCCAACAACUACUAGAACUAGAGUUUUUGCACCAACUGCAACAAAGGGUACUACAAGUGCACCCAUCAAAGAAGAGAAAGGCUUUCUUGAUUGGAUUCUUGGAGGAAUGCAGAAGGAAGACCAGUUUUUUGAGACUGAUCCUAUCCUCAAGAAGGUGGAGGAGAAGAGUGCAGGAACAACUAGCAACGGUCGCAAGAACACCGUGGUUGUGCCACCACAAAAGAAGAAGGGUGGAGGCUUUGGUGGCUUGUUUGCCAAGUGAAGCAAUUAAUUUGCCUUCAAUUUUUUUUCACAUGUUAUGAAUGUAUGCAUUGUUGUAUUUUCCACUUGGCUUUCAACAUCUUGACCUUAUGAAUAUAUAUUAUGUUAUUAAUAAUUAUGCUUGAUGUUGGUUGAUAUUGUAUUUACAUUUUACAGAAAGAAAAAAAAAAUCUAUUCAUUUUGGAUCAGUUACCAA
This is a messenger RNA of Medicago truncatula (barrel medic), 606 nucleotides long. RefSeq lists its product as uncharacterized. The coding region runs from base 124 to 411 and encodes 95 amino acids. Gene Ontology annotation, cellular component: chloroplast. Lineage: Eukaryota; Viridiplantae; Streptophyta; Magnoliopsida; Fabales; Fabaceae. The record is from RefSeq and is a predicted model, not a curated record. The transcript has a single exon.